Molecule: messenger RNA, 5895 nt
Organism: Macrosteles quadrilineatus (aster leafhopper)
Lineage: Eukaryota; Metazoa; Arthropoda; Insecta; Hemiptera; Cicadellidae
Exons: 36
Coding region: 3-5216 (1737 amino acids)
Cellular component (GO): cytoplasm
Molecular function (GO): phosphatidylinositol-3,4-bisphosphate 4-phosphatase activity
Source: RefSeq, a predicted model, not a curated record
GGAUGAGGUACAACAAGCAAGAGCUGUUGACCCUGGCUACUCAACCUUCGCAGAAGUUUGACAAGGAAGGUGUUCUCCUGCUGAGGGAACGCCAGGAAGGCUUCUUUCGUAGGACUGAGAGGAAAGACUCAAAAAGAGGGAAACGGGGAAAACUACGUGAACUGAGCUGCUAUAGUGGAACCAGCAAAGUUAGCCUAGAGCGGUGGUGCAGACUGCGAGGUAACCUGCUGUUUUACUUCAAGACCCGAGACCAGUGGUCGGAGCCGCUGGGUGUAGUCGUGUUGGAACAGUGCUCCGUCAAGCUGGAUCCCCCCGCCACCUCCAACACCACUGACGGCCCGUUUGGGUUCAGUCUAGUGUUUGAAGGAGGCCUGUCACAACACGUGGCUGCUCUGAGUCUGCAGGAGAGGGAUCAGUGGUUGCAGGCCAUCCAGCUGUCUAGCCACGAGUGUAUGAGGACUCAGCUGCUAGCUCUGCAGCAGAGGUUGGAGACUCGUAGAGGUCAAGACCCGGACCUGGAUAUCCAGAUGUGGCGGUUACGUCGGAACCAGACUCUAGACCCGUGUGAGUUGCCGCUGUGUGAGGUAUCUCUCUCGUGUGACAACCUACUGUGUGACGGCCAUGGCCGUCCUCCCAACCCUGUACUGCUGGUGCAUGUGUACAUUCCUGAGGAGAGGGUACUACUCAAGUACGCCAAGACCGAGGUCAUAGAGAAAAGCAGCAAUCCCAGUUUCCUGAACACCGUAAGUUUCCGCUCCAGUGAUGGCCUCAACGCGAGCUCCAAGGUGAGACUGACUGUGUAUGAUGUGAGAGAGCCUGUGUCUCAGACAGCCACUCCCCUAGGUAGUGCCUGUAUCACACUAGGCACACUACAGGACUGCGAGAGACUCAGGAUACCUCUCAAGUCCUGUGCUGGGACAACUGUGGGAUUCCUGAGUCUUCUGGUCUGGGCGCUGGAGAGAGAAGACCAGGGAACUCCUAGCACUGAGUCUACGCCCUGUAGGACGGCCAGCAUAGAUACUGCAGCGAUCCAUUGUCACCGCAGGUCGCAGUCGCUGCCACCCAGGCUGGGCUCCAAGCUAAAGUUACCUCACCAAGGACAGCUGCGGCUGUUGUUUGCCAACCCCACAGUCCAGACAUACAGGUUCCACUCUGGGCUGGGUGGUGACAUCAGUGGACAGCUGCGGCUGUUGUUUGCCAACCCCACAGUCCAGACGUACAGGUUCCACUCUGGGCUGGGAGGUGACAUCAGUGUACAUGAGGUCAUGGCAGAGAGUCGUCUGUGCUUCACCUUCCCUCAGCAACUGUUAAGCUACCUCACCAGGGACAGCUGCGGCUGUUGUUUGCCAACCCCACAGUCCAGACGUACAGGUUCCACUCUGGGCUGGGAGGUGACAUCAGUGUACAUGAGGUCAUGGCAGAGAGUCGGACAGCUGCGGCUGUUGUUUGCCAACCCCACAGUCCAGACAUACAGGUUCCACUCUGGGCUGGGAGGUGACAUCAGUGUACAUGAGGUCAUGGCAGAGAGUCGUCUGUGCUUCACCUUCCCUCAGCAACAACUGUUGGACAGCUGCGGCUGUUGUUUGCCAACCCCACAGUCCAGACAUACAGGUUCCACUCUGGGCUGGGAGGUGACAUCAGUGUACAUGAGGUCAUGGCAGAGAGUUUUGAAGCUACCUCACCAGGGACAGCUGCGGCUGUUGUUUGCCAACCCCACAGUCCAGACAUACAGGUUCCACUCUGGGCUGGGAGGUGACAUCAGUGUACAUGAGGUCAUGGCAGAGAGUCGGCUGUGCUUCACCUUCCCUCAGCAACUGUUGGACAGCUGCGGCUGUUGUUUGCCAACCCCACAGUCCAGACGUACAGGUUCCACUCUGGGCUGGGAGGUGACAUCAGUGUACAUGAGGUCAUGGCAGAGAGUCGGACAGCUGCGGCUGUUGUUUGCCAACCCCACAGUCCAGACAUACAGGUUCCACUCUGGGCUGGGAGGUGACAUCAGUGUACAUGAGGUCAUGGCAGAGAGUCGGCUGUGCUUCACCUUCCCUCAGCAACUGUUAGCUGUGUGGAUCCAAGAGGAGAAGGAGUUGCUACAAGAGGUGGCUGGUAUGGGAGAGUUGGUAGAGCCUUGGCACUCCAAGCAGGUUCAACUGCUGGACAGACAUCUCCAUCUGUUACAUCUUUACUCCCAGGCUAGUGAAAACCUCGCUGCGCACAAAGGAGGCUUCUUCAAGCCAAGCUCUCGCAAGAACGACCGUUCUCUGGAGUUUGCGCCGGUGAACCUCCACCUGCAGAGAAUGUGGGUGCAGAACGAUACGCUGAAGAAGUGCGACUUCUACGAUGUUGUUACUGUCGGUGCUUUCACUGCUCACUCGCACAAGAAUAAGAAUGGAGGACUUAUCAAGUUACUACAGCAGAUAAAAGAAUCACCAAUGAGAAGCCACAACUCUUCCCCGGGUAUUGACAAAAUCACUGUUGCGUCCGAUGCAAUCCAGGCCAUCAAGCAGCUUCGCAGGGAGGUCGUGGAGGCCAUGCGUUCUCUGAUGAGGCUUGCUAAAGACAAACAAACACUUGGUAUGCUGCCCAUCUGCGAGGACAUGAUCUCUAAGACUCGCACCCUGUUAACCCUGUGGGACCCAGGGCUGGUAGAAGAAGCUCUAUCCUUUGUUGAGAAGCACAAGAUGGGAGUGGUGUCUCUGGAUGUGGUAGGAUGCAACAAUGGGAUAGAAGAGAGUCUUACUCUCUCCCCCUUCCGUCGCAUCACACAGCAGCUGAGUUUCAACGAGCUCAAGUCGCCCGAUUAUGACGAACUCAUCACACCCGACAGCCCGAGGUGUCUCAAGGGUUUUUGGGGAGACUUGCAUCCAAAGACAUCAACACAUAGAGAGCCGAGUGAGAAUCAGUUUGUGAUUUUCCCUGAUGCUGAAGAGGAUGUGGAAAAAGACGAUAAGUCCAUCGACGAAAACUCUAACGUAGCGAAUCUGGAGAUGAAACCUCUGGAGACUGAAGAAGAAGAAGAAGACGAGGAAGAAGAUGAUGGUAGUCUCCCAUCAAUGUCAAGUGGAAAUGACUGUGAUGUGGGAAAAAGGUUCCUAGACACCCAUGUGAUGAGUAGCUCUCCAUCUGCCAACUACUACAAGCCUACAGAUGAGCCUGAACCUUGGGAUCUGACACAGCUCAACAUAGAAGCCAGUGUUAUCUCUCCAUCUGCCAACUACUACAAGCCUGCAGAUGAGCCUGAACCUUGGGAUCUGACACAGCUCAACAUAGAAGCCAGUGUUAUGUUCCUAGACACCCAUGUGAUGAGUAGUUCUCCAUCUGCCAACUACUACAAGCCUACAGAUGAGCCUGAACCUUGGGAUCUGACACAGCUCAACAUAGAAGCCAGUGUUAUGUUCCUAGACACCCAUGUGAUGAGUAGUUCUCCAUCUGCCAACUACUACAAGCCUACAGAUGAGCCUGAACCUUGGGAUCUGACACAGCUCAACAUAGAAGCCAGUGUUAUGUUCCUAGACACCCAUGUGAUGAGUAGUUCUCCAUCUGCCAACUACUACAAGCCUACAGAUGAGCCUGAACCUUGGGAUCUGACACAGCUCAACAUAGAAGCCAGUGUUAUGUUCCUAGACACCCAUGUGAUGAGUAGCUCUCCAUCUGCCAACUACUACAAGCCUACAGAUGAGCCUGAACCUUGGGAUCUGACACAGCUCAACAUAGAAGCCAGUGUUAUGUUCCUAGACACCCAUGUGAUGAGUAGCUCUCCAUCUGCUAACUACUACAAGCCUACAGAUGAACCUGAACCUUGGGAUCUGACACAGCUCAACAUAGAAGCCAGUGUUAUGUGCCUUGUCAGCAAAGUCAAGUUUCUAUGUGGAAGGUGUGGAUCACCAGCUGUUAGGCUCAGGAAUCAGAGGGGGAUGGGCCGCUCCAAGAGUUUCCGCAGCGAACUCUCAGCACAACAAGAAGUGGUUACAUCUCAGCCGACUAGUGUAGGAGUGAACGGUAACGGUGCAAUUGUGAACCAACCGAGGACUAAUGGUCCGAAACGGACUAACAGUGACGAUGCGCUCAACAAAGCCGUGGACUGUGCAAACAUUGUGCGCAACAAGUUUACCGAAGGACUGGACUUUGCGACUAUCACGGACUGGACAACAGAACUGCGACCAAGCAUGAGGAAGCUGCGGCAAGCCAUGGACGGUCUGCUGAAGACCGCGCGGCUAACGCACAGUGUGUUCCGCGUACAGGAGGACCGAAGGACUGCACAGAAGGCUUGUAACGUUCGGUACAGGCGGCAUGUCUGCUUCUCUCAGGCAUUGACUGCCUUGGUGACUGCACUGAUGGCCAAGCUGUGGUGUCAGAAGCCUGACCCAGUGUUUUUGCUGAUCCUGAGCACUGUAGGACCACUGGUGUCGUUUGAGGGACUCCUCAGUUACUACGGUGAUGAGAUCGAUAUGUGGGGGGACAUGGUUGUGGCUGUGGAGGAUCUACAGACUGUCUCCUUCACCAUCACACGCUGUCCGCCCAACACUAGGCAAGAUCAGGUGGUGCCCAAGGUAGCCAAGUCUGGAUCGUCGCUGAGUGUGAUGCUUCCGGUACCAGACUCUGUACAUUCUCUCCUUCCCCUCUCCUCUCCCCCCACCACUUCUGUUACUUUCCACGUCACCCCGGUGUUCUUCAACAUUGGCAUCAACGAGAUGGCCACCCUUGCGGAGAGUCUAGGGGCGACCAAGCCGCAAGAGAGAAGCAACGUGGACAACUUCGACAGACUCAAUCAGUACUACCAUCGGUUUAGGAAGCUCAACGUGCCUAGUGACAAAAGAGGGAUGGUGCUCAGUGGUCCUCGGUACAGCUUGGAACACCUCGUGGAACAACUUAAGUCCUCCGUGUUGGUCUCCAGGAGCAAGAAUGUGGAGAUCCUGCAUCUCUCCUCCAGGAUAUGUCGCAGGAUGAAAGGACUGAGAUUCACAAGCUGUAAGAGUGCCAAGGAUCGGACUGGUAUGUCUGUGACAUUGGAGCAAUGCAACAUUCUACGCUCAGAGUACGAUCUAGCAGAGCAUGAGUUCUUAAGAGCACUGGACUGCAUGAGGAGCGAGGGCUGUCGUAGGGAGAACACCUACAAGAACGUAGGAGUGCGCAAGUACGCCUUCAACAGUCUGCAGAUCCUGACGUUGCCGAGGCUGUAUCGUCCACCCGCUGGCACCUUCGGCUCGGCCCAGUCGUAGUCCCCUCCAGGUCUGCGUCCUCGACACUGUCUCGUAGCUGGCUAGUCCACCAGGCACAAGUCUUUGGAUGGAAGCACCUCUAAGUUGACACGCACCGACAUCGGUGCAAGACUGAUCCUGUUUUCAUCUCAACUUACUUCAGGCAUCACACUGAAUACUCAUGUUCUCCACUGAAUAUUCAAUAUUCAAUAUUGGUAAAUUGCUUUGUGUAGUCAAUACCAAAAAAACUGGGAUAUUCAAUGUACAAGAGAUGGAAUUCUUCACUAUGAAUUUUAUCCGUUGUUUAGUUUCAUACUCUUAUGAUAUUUUAUUCUCUUACGAGUAUUGCUAUACUCAAUUCCACGUUUAAUGUGCAGUACAGAGCGAGAAAGCAGAUAGUCAUUGGAAACAUCAUCCUUGUCGUCAUGCAAGUUGUGUCAGCGUCCACACGAUCCUCAAAGGCUUAAGGUAGAUUUUACCUCUUUCUUCAACUUAAUGGUUUUUGAUGGAUCAUAUUUUGACUUAAUGACUUGGAUUUUGACUUAGUUUUUGCCGAAAUCAGUUGUGAAAAUUUGUAAGUAAAAAAGUAAUAAGCAAAGAAGCGUUUUUAGUUCUCAUGGUUUUAGGACGAAUAGUAUCGUUGAGGCUGCCAUUUCGAGUUCAUGGGCCUUGGACGCUCUGUAUUAGCUGAACAUGGAAU